Molecule: messenger RNA, 2533 nt
Organism: Aricia agestis (brown argus)
Lineage: Eukaryota; Metazoa; Arthropoda; Insecta; Lepidoptera; Lycaenidae
Gene: vari
Product: protein PALS2
Exons: 12
Coding region: 184-1971 (595 amino acids)
Cellular component (GO): plasma membrane; cell-cell junction
Molecular function (GO): protein binding
Source: RefSeq, a predicted model, not a curated record
CAUCCCUAAGUAUUUCGGUAGCGCGGCGUGCGCAGGCGCGAGGGCGGGCGGCGACGUGACGUGUCGACGAGCUCAGCUGACGGCGUGACGUUAUCACGCGAGCACGUCGCCCUAUGCCGUGACUGCUUCACGCUGCGGCCCCCUCGGAUUACGCCGUGCUACCUGUGAUCACGCCGUGCUACCAUGAUGGUGCGACGGAGCGGCCGGUACUCCAUCAACUGGCGCGGGUUCCGGGAUUUCAUGGGGAACAAGCCCCCCGACGAAGAGAAAGAAGAGAAACCAGAACCAGAAGAUUUAUCAAAUCAUGAAGCAAUAUUUUUGAAAUUCAUUGUUGAAAGUCCCGAUUUUACUCGGAAAAGUCAGCCUGUCGAGUCAGAAGAGGAUUUGAUCGUUAAGCCCGUUUCCUUGGAUAAUGUAAACAUAAUACGGUCGCUGAGCGAAUACCGAGGGACCAACAUACGGACCAUAGAACAAGCGGAACUAGCCAUACUAUUGUCUCGAGUACAUUUUAAGGCACUCAUUAAUGCUCAUGAUCAAAUAGGUAAAAUUUGGCUAGAUAGAGGGUCCGGUGUUGAUGAGAAACCAAUUGCAACUGAACUUCCAAGUACAGACAUUAGCCCUGAGCAAAACGGAGACAUGCCUAUAGAGACGGUGAAAGUAGUUGGACUGAGAAAAGUGCCUGGCCAACCAUUAGGAUUAACGGUGACAACUGAUGAACAUGGUCAGCUGAUUGUGGCUCGGAUAUUAGCGGGCAGUGCUGCCGCCAAACAGGCACUGCUCUCGGUUGGUGAUGUGUUACUGGAGGUGGACGGAGUGCAGAUUGACACAGAAGAUCAACUCAAAGAAGCUGUCUCCAAACCUAAUGAUAGAGUAACUCUGAAAGUGGGCCCAAAUCUAAAAGAGAAAAACUCACAGCUGGCCAAUAAACUCAGUUGUUACAUGAGGGCCUUAUUUGAUUAUGACCCAACUGAAGACACAUUGUUACCAUGCAAGGAAAUUGGACUUGAAUUCAAAAAAGGUGACAUUUUACAAGUGUCAGAUAGAAAAGAUCCCAACUGGUGGCAAGCGAGUCAUGUUGAAAAACCUGAAGUAGUUGGACUCAUUCCUUCGCCUGAACUGGAGGAGAGAAGAAAGGCAUAUGUUCCUCCAGAGGCAGACUUUGUGCACAAAAUAAGCAUAUGCGGAGCUAGAAUAUCGAAGAAGAAGAAGAAGUUCGUGUACGAGUCCCGUUCGUCGGUGCAGCUGGAGGGCGCGGAGUUGACGCUGUACGAGGAGGUGGCGCGCACGCCGCCCUUCCUGCGCCGCGUGCUGGCCCUGGUCGGCACGCGCUCCGUCGGCCGCCGCACGCUCAAGAACAAGCUCAUACAGGACCACCCCGAUAGAUUCGGAGCUGUUGUGCCGCACACGUCCCGGCCGCCGCGACCUCUAGAAGAGAAUGGGCUCUCAUACUGGUUCGUGUCACGUGAGGAGAUGGAGCGAGACGCGCACGCCGGCCGCUUCCUCGAGUACGGCGAACACAACGGACACCUGUACGGCACGCAUCUCGACUCCAUCCGUGCGGUUAUCAAAGAAGGAAAAAUGUGUGUUUUGGACUGCGCUCCGCAAUCCCUGAAGCUGCUUCACAACAGCAGCGAGUUUCUGCCCUAUGUGGUGAUGAUUGCCGCGCCGGGAAUCGAACAGCUGAGGAACCUCACCUAUGCAUCCAAUAGAAAUUUGACGUUCGACCGGCAGAGCUCGAUCCGCUACAGCUCGCGGCGCGCGCGCACGCUCGAGUCCCUGGCGUCGCUGUAUGAGGAGGAAGACAUAAAACAAACUCUGGAAGAGAGUUCCCGCAUACAACGUCAGUACGAGAAGUAUAUAGAUCUCGUGAUCACCAACAACAACGUCGACACCACUUACUCCAAGAUCAUGGACGCGCUACAUUCCCUAUCCACUGACCACCAGUGGGUACCCGUCAGUUGGAUCUACUAGCGACAUCACGGAGGUAACUAGGAAUUGAUAGACCAUUUAGAAUUUAGCCGCCAUAUUUAACAGAAGCCUAAUUCUCAUACAGCAACCAUUAACAUAGAGUUCAACAGUUGCAUCUUAUUGUUUAGAAUGUUUUUCGUUGGAAAUGAUAGAUAAUGUUCUUUAAAACAAAUUAUUACAAUUAAUAUAUAAUAGUAACUAAAUGGAAGCACAAUAACCAUUUAGUUUGCGUUGGCCGCGCACUCUCUCUGGCUCACAAGUCACAUACAAUAUAAAGCAAGUGAAUAAGACACCAAUAGAAACGAGACUUGGGCUUUAAAAUAUCCGUAAUUUAAACUUUUAUCACACAAUGAAUUAUUAUUUUUCUCUGUUAUAUCAAAAGUUAUUUCUUUCAUGAAUAGCAAAAUAUCUCUUUUCUGAAAGUAAUUUCAUAUUGUUUAGACUUCGACUAUAUGUAUAUAGAAUAUUAUUGCCACUGAAAUAUACAUAUGUUUAAGAUGCAUUUAUUUAGAGUCUUACCAUAGUAAAAGGAGGCGAAGUAGGUUAUCUUCAUACAAAGGCACCG